Molecule: messenger RNA, 1200 nt
Organism: Blastomyces gilchristii SLH14081
Lineage: Eukaryota; Fungi; Ascomycota; Eurotiomycetes; Onygenales; Ajellomycetaceae
Exons: 4
Coding region: 424-1200 (258 amino acids)
Source: RefSeq, a predicted model, not a curated record
ACGGCCAGGAUUCCUCAGAGCAGACGCUGUACUCUUGGCCAUAAUGAGGUAAUAGAACUAAAACCUCGUGUUUCCUUCUUUAAAUCCCGUAUAAACUCUCUGCUCCCCCUCCUCCACUUUCAAGCCCCUUAAGAAUCUGCAAUGUACCUGCCGCCUGUUAAUUAAAUGCGUUUUCAAGAUGCCUUCAGUUAUUAGCCCAGUUGCUCCCGCGGUUUCGAAACUUGAUCAUACCUCGAAUGUGAGAUUAUAUCUGAAUUAGGGGGCGACUUUGACAGUACUGUCACAAAACAAAACGGCCCUGUCGCUGUAGACACAGAGCUACCGAAUACAGCAGAUCACAAUGAUAUACUCACUUGCGAGCAAGAGGUUUUGGUACGAGCUUCUUCGCGGCAUUUAAUUCUUGCGUCUACGGUUUUCCGUGCCAUGCUUCAGCGCAAAUUCAGCGAAUGUAACGCGCUUCACGAAACCGGGAGCGUUGAAAUCCCUCUUCCUGCCGAUGAUCCCGAUGCCUUUCUUAUCAUUUUGAAUAUAAUCCAUGGCUACAUGCGAAGGGUUCCAACAGAGCUCGACCUUGAUACAUAUACACAGGUUUCAGUUCUAGCUGACAAGUAUGAUGUCCACGAAGCCGUCGAGAUUUUUGCAAAUUUCUGGUUCGAGAAACUCAAACCCACCAUCCCCCAGACAUACACGGAAGAUAUCCCCGGGUGGAUAUGCAUUUGCUGGGUAUUCAACCGGCCCAAAGAAUUCAAACACCUAACUCGACUCGCACUACGACAAGGCAGGCAGAAUCUCCCAUUAGGAGACCUUCCUAUUCCCGCAUCCGUUGUUGAUGCAAUCAACAGUCAACGCAUCGACUCUAUAUCCCGCAUAGUUUCCCUCCUCCACGCCCAGCUAGCAGACUACCUCGAGAAAGAGCAUUGCAGUUUUGAAUGCGACUCGCUCAUGCUAGGGGCCUUGACGAAACGGUUGAAAGCCCUUCAUCUCUUCCCCAGCCGGCCGGACCCUCCCUUUACGGGCCUCUGCUUUGAGCAAUUCGCCCACCGCUUCAGAGAUGGCUUGUACUUCCCGGCCGCCCAACGCACAAGCACUUAUUAUUACGACCAUGCCAAAUGUGCCAUUCCGUCAAUUGAACAUACGCUAAAGAAGUUUGAUGAGCAGCUGGCAGGCUUGGAAUUAACUGAGCAUAAGCUGUUAUCGUAG